AACUAACACAGAGCUCCUCACCGAUAAACUCCUAUAUCUGCUGGGCUGCCUGCCAGUCGACUCUAUCCUCAUAGUGUGACUGCAAACCACCUCGGCCCUCACUUUGACAGACACCAUGCUACCACAGGACGAUGAAACGAUUUCGGAGGACACCGUGAUACUUAAUCUGUAUAAAUCCAACCAAUCGCUACAAGAAGAGAACAGUCUUCUCCGGAACGAGGUUGAAAAUGCGGAAGAUAAGGUGCAGCAGUUGAGUCAUGAGUUGAGCCAGAAACAAGUGCUGAUGAGCUUGUACCACAAAGAAAUAGAAACUCUUGAGCGUACAACCUCUGCAAAUAGAGACAGCCAUCUGAAGACCACGCUGGACACGCUAGAGUCAAGAGCCCAUCAGCUUGAACAUGAGAAGUGGGAGCUGACAUUAGAGCUGGAGUCACGAAAAGCCGAGUUAGAAGACAGAGCAGCAAAACUUGAAAGCCUGAAACAGUCUUACCUUAAGCAAAUAGACAAUUUGAACAGGAAGGUUCGCCGGCACGAAGAGACGGUGAGAGCACAUGAGGAUAGGAAUGAGGCGUUACAGCUGGAGAAGGAUCAACUUAAAGAGAAGUUAAAGUCCUGGCAUCAGGUCAUGGAUAAGGUCAGACAUGAUUUGGACGUCAAAGACAAGCAGAUAGAAGAGUUCGUACAACGAGAACACAGUAUUUUAGACGAGAUGAAAGUAAGACAGGAUGAAAUCGACAAUCUCCGGAAACUUUACGAAGCCCGCCGAGAUGAGGCGCAUCGUCUGCGCGUGUUAGAGCCGAGUCGGUACGGACGUUCUCGAACCUUUUCCGUAGAGGAAUUCUGUGAGCAACACCGUUCGUUAAAGGAGGAAUUAGAAGACUGUUUGAGUCCUCAUAACGAGCUGGUGUCCCCGACAUACAGUCCUGUGUCAAGUCCUAUUUCGAAAGUUUUUGAAACGGUUCGCUCUGCGAAUAUGUUCUUGGAUGAUCUCCAAGACAAUAUGCACAGCACAGCCUCAGUUUCGGAUUCAAGUAUGCAAAUCGAACGAUCGUCGACUUAUUCGAUUGGAGGAGAUUCAGGGUGCGGUGAUUUGGGAUCGGAUGAUGAAAACAGUUUUGGAAGUCAUGUGUACCAAACAUCCAAUGUUAAGCGCAGACGCCGGACUCUCCCUAAGAAGUUACAAAUCGUGAAACCUUUGGAAGGUUCAGAGACUCUUCACCAAUGGCAACGGUUGGCCACGCCCUCUUUGACAAAACUUCUAGAAGAACGUGAUGGCGUAUAUAGUCGUCACGAGCAGGACUCAGAGCGAGGCUCACGUACUGAUUGGAGCAAUCACGGACUCGCGUGGAGUGACCCCGAGGAAGAUGAUGACCUGGAUUAUGACGAGCUUUGCGGCAGCGAAAUGAGUCACUGCAGCGAAUUUCGACAGGCACUUUCUGAAGAAUUCAUUCAGGGGAUCUCCUGUUAUGGCGUCCAACAACAACAACAACAACAACACCAAAAUCACGAGAACGUGGAAAGUACACCGAUACCAAAGCGGAGGCCGAGAUCCAACUCGCUCGUGGACCAGGUUCAGUUGUCGGGAUUUAGGGCGACUUCUUACCCUCGAGCAGACAGGCUUCUUUCUCAAGAGUCCCUGCCAGAAAACUUGGAGUCAGACAGGAGCACAGGGCUAGGCCUACCGAGCUUUCAAAACUCUUGCUUACGUCGCCACAGCGUCCCGGCUCAGAUGGGACUUAACGUCUGCUCUCACAGUCGCUUCGGAAGACCCAUAAUUCCCCCAACUUCCGAUCCCCGACGGUCGUCGGGUGGAUUCGGGAUUCAUGAUCUGGUUAAGAAGCAAAUCCUACAAGUGUUGAAACGGCUGUCGUCUGGGGACCAGUCCAAGGGAGAUAAUCCUACUCCAAUCCGCAAACCCUGCACCCCGGAAACACCGCCUCCUUACACAGGACCAAAACUGAAACUCCGGGUGGGAACGCAGAAAAGUUCGCCCAAGCGCACCACCAAGCUGAAAAUCAAGAUUGUGAAGAAUAAAAAACCACUGGGGUUCCAACCAUUGGAAAAUCAGACGGAUCAAAAUGUCGGCGUACUACACACAAUUACCAGCCUGAGGAGGAACAAUUUGCUAAUCGGGGGGAUGCCCGAAGUGCCAACCUCAACAUUCCAUGACGUCACAUCAUAUUUGGAUGACAUCACAAUGGGAAUUUUCUCAUCAUAAAGUGCCAGUGCUGAGUUCGUCUGAGUUUAAUGAGUUGUAAAUAUUAAUAUAUAUAUUGAGUGGUUAAUGCGUGUGUGCUUAUUAAAGAUAAAAUCAUAGUUUACAUUUACGCAUGGGUAGAAAUAAUGUCAUGUUUUCGUAAUAAAUUGUUUAUUGCUCUUUGUUAAUAUUACUUUCGCGUCCUUUAACCGCAUUACAAAUAGAGAUUGUUGGUCUAUUUCAUAGGUUUUCGUGAAUGCGAUAUUCAAAGAAGACCCUAAACAACAGCACAAAUAUUUACAAGAUUUUUGCUGUGUGGUUGAGCAAAUCUGAAAUUUUCUUAUUACUUAGUGAAUUCUGAAAGAGUGCUUAACUUCUGCUUUGAUGUUGUACGACAUCCUGUAUAGAAAGUUAACUUCAUUGCCAAUAUUUUAUAACAGACAUUGAUACUAAAUUUCAAGUGUGCAUUGCUGUGGAAAUUGGCCUUGCUAUUAUUGACGAGGAAUGCCCAUUUUGGUUUACGGCUGGUGUACGAAUGUCUGCUUUGACGCCAGAUAUGAGGAGACAUUUUAAUAGCAUGUACAGUUUGUAGAAAGGUUUAAAAUUGAGCUUACCAGUCACAAUAACUAUGAGUGUUGUGUGUUCCAUUUCUUGUGUAUUGUAAAGUGAAUAAUAGAUAGAUUACUUGGAUAAUAAAUGUACAUAGACCCCAUAGAGUAUUGUAUAUUGAUGACAUUCGUUUAAUAAAUUUGCACAGCUAAAAGAUUUUUGUAUAUACAGGCCGAUUGAGUGAGGUUGACUAUACAAUAUAACGUAUAACAAACAUGUAAAUAUAAAUGUACUUGUUAAUAGUUUGUAUUUAUCUUGGUUACGUUGUAUAUUCGAUAACAUUUUGUCAAGUGCUUUCUUUGAAUAAGUCUGUAAUUCCAACUUCAAUAUUAUUUUAUGUAUAGCAGUGUACAUCAGUAUUACGUAAGGUAAUCAAUAGAUUUUAUCAUGUAUGUAUGACAUUUUUCCCGAUUGCAUUGCACAAUUCCAGACUUCUAUAGACAAAAGUGAUACUACACAGUAUUAUUGUUUGUUAAACAUGGAAACUGAAAGUUACAUUUGUAUUGUAUAUUUACAAUUUUUCUCAUUUACAUUGGUUAAACUUUGCUUACAUCUGAACUAAAUUUAGACUAAAACACAUGACCUUUUCAAGUUUUUCAAGUAUUUUGUUAAGGAACUAAUUGGAGCCUUCGACUUUGUUAAAAAAAACGCGUUUACACGUAGUAUUGUUAAAAUUAUACAUGGUUGAUCGUCUUUUGUAAAAAGUCAUGAAAAGAAUACAGUAGUUAAACGGCUUUUCCAAAAUAUAGUUCCUCCGAGCUGGUAAUGAUAUCGGAAAGCUUUUUGCAUACCAAGUUGCAUUUCUUCCAAUCCUUCGUUUCACUGUCACCCAGAAAUUGUGUAUUGUGUGCUUUUCUUGUCAUUAUUAAUUUAAAAAAUAUUCUUAAUGGAUUUACUUUGCAAUAAUGUGUACGUAGUAGUAUGUGGAGCUUGUCGUGCUCCGUAUAACUGACGGAAGACAAUUUUUAUAGUGACUAUGACCGAUUUUACAGAGAGCUCAAUACAGACGACGAGUUCAUUUCAUGCAGGCGACAAGAUAAUCAAUGGAUUUCUAGAUUUCGCACCAAAUUUCGAAGAGAAAUCCAUCUGUCAGAUGGAAGAUGAGACAUUUUGCGUUUUCUGCAUGAAACACAAACUUAUUAAGAUAUCAAAGUGAUAAUUUGCUCAGGUCUAGAUAUUACAUGAAAAUGCACCGAUAUAUGUAAAACCAAUAAAUCUUCUCAGAUAUGUAAAAAUUAAACGGCAGAAAAGCACAUUAGCAAUGAAAUGUAAGUUGACUUUCUAAAUCACUGCCUCUCUGCCAGUCGUAUAUGCUAUCUACUAAAACUUCGUUGUUGUUGUAAAUAACUCUGCAUAUAUGGUUUAAUCAUUAUAUAAGAUCUGGAGCAGCUUUGUUGGUAAGAAACCGGUUUAAUUUUUAAUACAAAUAUUAUUUAUCUACAUUAUACAUCUCUUUCUGAACUAUACGUUAUAUACUUAUACACUUCGAACUUGUUUUACUUGAUGCACGUUGUUGUAAAUACAGUAAU
Molecule: messenger RNA, 4335 nt
Organism: Liolophura sinensis
Lineage: Eukaryota; Metazoa; Mollusca; Polyplacophora; Chitonida; Chitonidae
Product: trafficking kinesin-binding protein 1-like
Exons: 13
Coding region: 116-2218 (700 amino acids)
Biological process (GO): protein targeting; mitochondrion distribution; vesicle transport along microtubule
Cellular component (GO): cytoplasmic vesicle; mitochondrion
Molecular function (GO): myosin binding
Source: RefSeq, a predicted model, not a curated record